CUGGACACACUGUGAGGUUACAAAAACUGGACACACUCUGUAAGGUUACAGAAACUGGACACACUCUGUAAGGUUACAGAAACUGGACACACUCUGUAAGGUUACAGUAACAACCAUGGAGGUAACCAUGGAUUUUUCAAAGGCUUUGGACAACAAGGACCUGUUACGGGCUGCGUACGACCUGGAUAACGAGAUGGCGGCGGUUUGCCUUGAGGCGGGGAUCAGUGUGAACUGCAGGGACGACAGCGGGAGUGUUGCUCUUCACUACCUGGCCGAGGGUGCCGCAGUCAAGUCAGGGGAUCCCUUCACAGUUAAAAGACAAGGCACUGCGCUGCUGGACUCCCUUCUGUCGUACAGAGCCGACCUGAACAUUUCUGACCGACAAAACAUCACGUGCCUCCACAUCGCGUGCGCAAACAACCUGUUCUGGCUGGUCCAUGAGCUGCUGCAGCACGGAGCUGACCCGACCCUCAGGGAUGGACUGACGGGAGAGACACCUGUCGAGAUGUUCUAUCACAGCAUCCUCAAAGGAAGGAAGUACCCAGACAGUUCAGACCUGCAUUCUGCGACCGCCAUGUGCCGCGCUGCCUUAGUCCUGAACAGUCCCUCACCCAUCAUGACAUCCCUGCAUUACGCACACGUGUACAGGAGGAUCGCCGAGAGGUGUGACGGGAAGGCAAAAAUGAAAUACACCAGCCUUUCCCGAAGUUGUGAGCAGGUGUCUCAGGACCUCCUGCAGAGCUGCAGCAGUUUCAUGGAGGCCCGUCACGUGAUCCAGGCGGAUGGGAUCGCACUUCUCAGGUGCGCUGUGUCGGAUCAACACUCGCACUUCCUCCAGUCAUCCUUCCUCCAGCGGCACAUCGAGGAGCUCUGGUACGGAGAGGCCUUCUACAACGCGGGAACCCUCAGCCACUGGUUCAUUCCGCUCGUCUUCCUCUUGUCUCCCUUGCUGCUGCCUAUCGUAGCGGUAGCUUACGGAAUCGUCUAUAGUAUCUUCCGCUGGAUAUACCAAGAUGCAACUUUGCGGGAUCUCUCACGAAAGCUUAAGUAUUACAUCGUAUUCUUAGGAAAGCAUUGCCGAUACAGUCCCUACAUUCGAUUCACAACCAACUUGUGCGUUUACGUUGUGUUGGCAUCUCUCCUCACUGCUAAAUGUACCCUCCCAUUUUCACUAGAAGUGCGAUGGGCAGCAGUGGAUGGAUGGAUUGCCUUGUUGUGGGUUGGGUUCGCAAUCUUUGAGGUGAAGCAGUUGCACGUUUCGACAAAUGUGGGUACAUACGUGCACUCCAGCUGGCAUGACGUCAUCUAUCUUGCCCUUCUUCUAUUGCAUUAUGGGCUACAAUUCAACCAUUAA
Messenger RNA from Branchiostoma floridae (Florida lancelet), 1354 nucleotides. RefSeq lists its product as uncharacterized. Gene Ontology annotation, molecular function: inositol 1,4,5 trisphosphate binding; store-operated calcium channel activity; protein binding. Gene Ontology annotation, cellular component: membrane; cation channel complex. The coding region runs from base 116 to 1354 and encodes 412 amino acids. NCBI's taxonomy places the organism in Eukaryota, Metazoa, Chordata, Leptocardii, Amphioxiformes, Branchiostomatidae. The record is from RefSeq and is a predicted model, not a curated record. The transcript has 5 exons. Gene Ontology annotation, biological process: regulation of cytosolic calcium ion concentration; calcium ion transmembrane transport; manganese ion transport.